AUGUCUCCUGCCUUUGUGAUCACCCUCACCUUCACUCUGCUCUGUGUGGCACACUGUUACCCCUCUAAGCGGAUUUUGUCCGAGACAUUGGCUGAAAGAGAAGACAGCCAGGACUUUGAGUAUACCCACCAUCUGAAAUUAAACAACAGCUUUGAAGAGGAAGAACUCUCUGUUUCAGCCAUAAUCAAGAAAGCUAACAGGAAUAUUGGGCAAAAGUCUGAUAAGCCACUCAUCGUCUUUGGAGACAUUUCUGUUACUGGUGGGCUGCAUAACGCUGACCCCUGCACAUCCAGUAAGUGCAAAUGGAUCAAGUCUCCCAAUGGGAAAGUUUACGUGCCCUACGAGAUCUCCAACACGUACUCAACAAGCGAGGUGAGCAUCAUUCGACAGAGCUUGGAGUCCUUUACCUUCUCCACCUGCAUCAGAUUCAUUCCCUGGAACAACAAGGACAAAGACUAUUUGUACAUUGCGAGUCACGAUGGGUGCUUCUCCUCCAUUGGGCGACAAGGUGGUUUACAGUUGUUGUCCCUGAAUCAGAAGGGCUGCCUCCAUCGCCACGUGAUCCAACACGAGCUCCUGCAUGCCCUCGGCUUUCAUCACGAGCACGUGCGCAGCGACCGAGACAAGCACAUCGAAAUCCUCUUUGAGAACAUCGAACCUGGUGAGCAGCACAAUUUUGUCAAAGUCAACACCAACAACCUUGGGACUCCGUAUGACUACAACUCAGUGAUGCAGUAUGAGAGGUGUGCGUACUCCAAAAACGGAUGGCCAACCAUGAUUCCAAUUCCGGACAAAAACGUGGAAAUCGGGACAGCCAAAAAGAUGAGUCCCAAUGACAUCCUGCGAGUCAACAGGCUGUACAAGUGCCGUAAGUACUGUUUCCUGGAGCGCUCAGGAAAUGCGAGGGAUUGUGUGGACGAGAGGACAGAGGAUGUUAAGUACACUGAGGUGUCCUUUCAGAAGAAGGCCAGGAAGCACACAGAGAAGGAACAGGGCUCAGAUGAUGUGCAGUACGCUGAAGUGUCACUUCAGAAGAAAACCAAGAAAAGGAUGAAGCAAACCAGUGACCUUGACAACACGGUCAUCUACUCUGACAUCAGCUUCCAGAAGACCACAGAGCAGUAG
This is a messenger RNA of Megalops cyprinoides (Indo-Pacific tarpon), 1125 nucleotides long. Its product is annotated as low choriolytic enzyme-like. Lineage: Eukaryota; Metazoa; Chordata; Actinopteri; Elopiformes; Megalopidae. Gene Ontology annotation, molecular function: zinc ion binding; metalloendopeptidase activity. Bases 1 to 1125 code for a protein of 374 amino acids. Gene Ontology annotation, biological process: proteolysis. The record is from RefSeq and is a predicted model, not a curated record. The transcript has 11 exons.